Messenger RNA from Dovyalis caffra, 531 nucleotides. Lineage: Eukaryota; Viridiplantae; Streptophyta; Magnoliopsida; Malpighiales; Salicaceae. The record is from the annotation of a GenBank genome assembly.
AUGCAGAGCCAGGUUGUGUGUAGAGGGUGUAGAAGUGUAUUGUUAUAUCCAAGUGGAGCUCCUAACGUUUGUUGUGCUUUAUGUAGCACUGUUACCUCCAUUCCUCCUCCUGGCACAAUGAAUGUUGGCGAAGGUUUUCGAAGAAUUGUUGGUGGAAAAGAUGGAAGUUGGAUGGACAUGGCCCAACUCAUAUGUGGAGGUUGCAGGACAUUGCUAAUGUAUACACGUGGGGCAACAACUGCACAGGAUUUUGGGGAAUGGGCUAAGGAAGUGUUGCUUGUAUUGGCUUCAUUUGUUCACUUUGUUGCUCAUGUAAACUGUGGGAACUGCCGGACUACACUUAUGUAUCCAAAUGGAGCUCCAUCUGUCAAGUGUGCGAUGGGUAACGUGAUAGCUCCGCAUCCAGCAAACAGACCCAAUGGUGUAGGUGGAACAACACCGUCUACUUCAAUGCCGAUGCCCCAUUCUCAGACUCAAACUGUUGUUGUGGAAAACCCUAUGUCUGUUGAUGAAAGUGGCAAAUUGGUAUAA